CAGGAAGACUGAUCUCUUAAUGAAAUAUAGAACAACUAUCUCAGAAAAACGAAAAUGGGCAAUCGUCAUAGCCAGUCUUACUCCCUCUCAGAGGGCAGCCAACAGUUGCCCAAAGGGAACACUCAGCCCUCGGCCACAGUGCAGCCUCUCAGCCGUCCCUCGGGAAGCUCAGAGACAGAGGCCCGUCAGCCUGCCAAAACGCGAAGUCCUCAGGGUUUUGACGUGGAUCGAGACGCCAAAAGGCUGAACAAAGCCUGCAAAGGAAUGGGAACUGAUGAAGCAGCCAUCAUUGAAAUCUUAUCAAGCAGGACAUCGGAGGAGAGGCAAAAAAUAAAGCACAAGUACAAGGCAACGUAUGGCAAGGACCUGGAGGAGGUGCUCAAGAGUGAGCUGAGCGGAAACUUCGAGAACACAGCGUUGGCCCUUCUGGACCGCCCCAGUGAGUACGCUGCCCGGCAGCUGCAGAAAGCCAUGAAGGGUCUGGGCACAGAUGAGGCGGUGCUCAUCGAGGUCCUGUGCACGGCAACCAAUAAGGAAAUCAUCGCCAUUAAAGAAGCCUACCAAAGGCUAUUUGACAGGAGCCUUGAAUCAGAUGUCAAAGAUGAUACAAGCGGAAACCUAAAAAAAAUUCUGGUGUCCCUGUUACAGGCUAAUCGCAAUGAAGGAAAUGAUGUUGACAAAGAUCUAGCUGGUCAGGAUGCCAAAGCUCUGUAUGAUGCAGGGGAAGGCCGCUGGGGCACUGACGAGCUUGCCUUCAAUGAAGUCCUGGCAAAGAGGAGCUCCAAACAGUUACGAGCCACCUUCCAAGCCUAUCAAAUUCUCAUCGGUAAAGACAUCGAAGAGUCCAUUGAAGAAGAAACAUCGGGGGAUCUGCAGAAGGCCUAUUUAACUCUAGUGAGGUGUGCCCAGGACCGUGAGGGCUAUUUUGCUGAGCGUCUGUACAAGUCCAUGAAGGGUGCAGGGACAGAUGAGAAGACGCUAAUUCGCAUCAUUGUGACCAGAGCAGAGAUUGACCUUCAGGGGAUAAAAGCAAAGUUCCAAGAGAAGUACCAGAAGUCUCUCUCUGACAUGGUUCGCGCCGACACCUCUGGGGACUUCCAGAAACUACUGGUGGCCCUCUUACACUGAGCCAAGCCAGAGCAGAAGCAGCACGGGGAGGACCCACCUGUCCCAAGAGCCUGUUCCAACUCAGAUCUGCAAAUGGGACUCCAGCAUGCAAGACCCUCCAGGGUCCUGGAUUAUUCUCUUGCAGUUGGAUCAGCGCAGCCAGGCCACGCUGUUUAAGUCAAGGGCAGCAGCUUCCAUACGCUUGGGCAGGUCACCCUGAACACUGCUUAGCGAGCAUCUGGGCUGCCUCCUCCCUUCCCUUUAGCAUGGUAAUUAAAUAUCUUCUAAGCACAAAUGAAGUUAGAGGUUGUUGAAAAAAUUACACAUUUGUAAUAAUAACACUUUUAGAAGAAUGUGCAUCAUACAGGGGUGUGUAUAUCUUGGGUAAAAACUGAACCAGUUAACUAACUUUCCGUCAUGUAUUCAAUUUCAAAGCUUAAAUGUUAAUUAAAGUUGCCGGUUAUGCUUCCAUCAGCUGCUUUUCCAAAGACUGGAUUGAUUCAUUUUGGCUCUUGGCCUGGAAAUAUAUGACUUGUGAAAUCCAAACAUACUUGGGAAAUGCAAAUAGUUACAUUUAUUAAUAAUCCCCAAGGACGGUAAUCAAGGCUAG
Messenger RNA from Choloepus didactylus (southern two-toed sloth), 1717 nucleotides. RefSeq names its product annexin A13 (gene ANXA13). Gene Ontology annotation, cellular component: cytoplasm. The transcript is spliced from 12 exons. Lineage: Eukaryota; Metazoa; Chordata; Mammalia; Pilosa; Megalonychidae. Gene Ontology annotation, molecular function: calcium-dependent phospholipid binding; calcium ion binding. The record is from RefSeq and is a predicted model, not a curated record. The coding region runs from base 55 to 1128 and encodes 357 amino acids.